Messenger RNA from Symbiodinium sp. CCMP2592, 192 nucleotides. NCBI's taxonomy places the organism in Eukaryota, Dinophyceae, Suessiales, Symbiodiniaceae. The record is from the annotation of a GenBank genome assembly.
GAGCACUUUCGGGGCAUGCUGGCCAUCAAGAAGAUGUCAGGCGACGGCAACUGCCUCUUCCACGCGCUCGGAGAGAACACCGGCGAGAGCGGGGCAUGCCUCCGAGCCCUAAUCAUCCAGUACCUCAGAGAGAACGCAGAAGCCGAAGAAGACGAAGAGCAAGUGCAGGCCUGGCUACAGGAAAGCCAAUAG